Molecule: messenger RNA, 1024 nt
Organism: Poeciliopsis prolifica (blackstripe livebearer)
Lineage: Eukaryota; Metazoa; Chordata; Actinopteri; Cyprinodontiformes; Poeciliidae
Product: proteasome subunit alpha type-6
Exons: 7
Coding region: 121-861 (246 amino acids)
Biological process (GO): ubiquitin-dependent protein catabolic process
Cellular component (GO): cytosol; proteasome core complex, alpha-subunit complex; proteasome core complex
Source: RefSeq, a predicted model, not a curated record
AGUUCUCGGCCUCUCCAAUCCGUUUCCGGGUGGAAAUAUUUGCUCAUGAAGUAAAAGUCUUGCUUGCAAAUUCAUUUGGGGGGAAACGAACUUUCCGGCCAAAAACUUUCAGCUCACAGAAUGUCCCGAGGCUCGAGUGCAGGGUUCGACCGACACAUCACCAUCUUUUCCCCCGAGGGGAGGCUCUAUCAAGUCGAAUAUGCUUUCAAGGCUAUAAACCAGGGCGGCUUAACGUCGGUAGCGGUCCGAGGGAAGGACUGUGCAGUUGUUGUAACACAAAAAAAAGUACCGGAUAAGCUUCUGGAUGCCUCCACAGUGACCCACCUCUUCAGAAUAACAGACAACAUUGGAUGUGUAAUGUCUGGGAUGACGGCUGACAGCAGGUCUCAGGUCCAGCGAGCUCGCUACGAGGCGGCCAACUGGCAGUACAAGUACGGCUACGAGAUCCCGGUGGACAUGCUGUGCAAGAGGAUCGCCGACAUCUCGCAGGUCUACACGCAGAACGCAGAGAUGCGACCGCUGGGCUGCUGUAUGAUCGUGAUUGGCGUGGACGAGGAGUACGGCCCGCAGGUGUACAAGUGUGACCCGGCCGGCUACUACUGCGGCUUCAAGGCCACCGCCGCCGGAGUGAAGCAGACAGAAGCCACCAGCUUCUUGGAGAAGAAAGUAAAAAAGAAACUGGACUGGACCUUCGAGCAAACGAUCGAGACGGCCAUUUCUUGUCUUUCGACUGUCCUUUCCAUUGACUUCAAGCCCUCUGAGCUGGAGGUGGGCGUUGUGACAACACAGGAGCCCAAGUUCAGGAUCCUGACAGAGUCUGAAGUAGACGCCCACCUCAUGUCGUUGGCAGAGCGGGACUGAGCGGGCGCCGAGACGCCACCUGUUUGACUGACGCAGAGCAUGAUGGGAAGUGCAGUUUUCCCAGAUGGAAGAUGGUGUUUAUCUUUGUUUGCUGUACAUUUAUCCUCUGUCCCCCUCUCCUCCAUAUGAUUUCAUUCAACAAUAAAACAAGUUUUUGGAGUAA